AUGAUAUUUGUAAAUAAUAAUUCGUUGAAGGACGCGAAGUUUUACUGGUUCCUAAAAGUUCAGCAAAUAACCCUGUUAAAUAAAAGAAAUAUUGACAUACCAGAGCAGGUCACAACCAUGAUCAACAACAGGUGUAGUAACAUCCAAUACCUAAGCCAGAAGUUUUCUAAAGAAGAAGAUAUAUAUGGUUGUAUUCCCUUGGGAGUGUAG
This is a messenger RNA of Plasmodium inui San Antonio 1, 210 nucleotides long. RefSeq lists its product as hypothetical. Bases 1 to 210 code for a protein of 69 amino acids. The record is from RefSeq and is a predicted model, not a curated record. The transcript has a single exon. NCBI's taxonomy places the organism in Eukaryota, Apicomplexa, Aconoidasida, Haemosporida, Plasmodiidae.